AUGGUGUACCCAGAUACUUUCGAAGGCUUUGCCAUCACUUCAGGAGACCAGUGGCAGUCCCCUAAGAGGUUUGAAUUCAAGCCAAAGCCUUUCGGAGAUUUCGAUAUCGAUGUCAAGAUCAUUGCCUGCGGCGUUUGCGGAUCCGACCUACACACAGCAACCGGAGGAUGGGGAAACAAGAACUGGCCCCUUGUGCCUGGUCAUGAGAUCAUUGGCCACGCUGUUAAGGUCGGCCCCAAGGUCACCUCCGUCAAGGUCGGGGACCGCGUCGGUGUCGGAGCACAGAUAUCUGCCUGCCUAGACUGCCCACAGUGCAAGGAGGACAACGAGACAUACUGCAAGGAGCAGCUGGACACAUACGGUUCCGUCUACCCAGAUGGCACCUUGGCCCACGGUGGCUACUCUUCCCACAUCCGUGCCCAUGAGCACUUCACAUUCCCCAUUCCAGAGGCAUUAAAAACCGAGGAAGCUGCACCAAUGCUGUGCGCUGGCCUCACAGCCUACUCCCCCAUCUUCCGUAACGGCGCUGGCCCAGGAAAGAAGAUCGGAAUCAUCGGAGUUGGCGGCAUUGGCCAUUUCGGUAUCAUGUUCGCGAAGGCCCUCGGCGCAGAGGUCUGGGCUAUCUCGCGCAGCUCAGCCAAGAAGGCCGAUGCCCUCAAGAUGGGUGCUGACGGUUUCUUGGAGACUCGUGUCAAGGACUGGAAUGUGCCACACGAGUUCACAUUCGACAUGAUCCUCAACACAGCGAGCUCGGACGACGGUUUUGAUCUCGCUCCAUAUCUGUCGCUGCUGCGCGUGCACGGCAAGUUCAUCAGCGUCGGCCUGCCAGAGGGUGAGGGCAGCAAGGUCCGCCCACAGUCGCUACUGGCAAACGGUUGCAUGAUCGGCGCCAGCCACUUGGGAAGCAGAAAGGAGACACUGGAUAUGUUGCAGUUGGCUGCCGAUAAGGGCAUUAAGAGCUGGGUGGAGACCAUCCCAGUCUCUGAGAAGGGCUGUGGAGAAGCCUUGACUCGCCUCCAUAACAACGACGUUCGAUAUAGAUUCACCCUCGUCGACUACGACAAGCAGUUUUAA
Molecule: messenger RNA, 1074 nt
Organism: Venustampulla echinocandica
Lineage: Eukaryota; Fungi; Ascomycota; Leotiomycetes; Helotiales; Pleuroascaceae
Exons: 6
Coding region: 1-1074 (357 amino acids)
Biological process (GO): alcohol metabolic process
Molecular function (GO): zinc ion binding; alcohol dehydrogenase (NADP+) activity
Source: RefSeq, a predicted model, not a curated record